CGAAUGACAUUCCAUAUAAAUUCAGCCUCCACCGUUUGGUCAGUCUCCUUCUCCUCUCCGAUCCUGAAGAAAGGUAUUGCUGAGAAGCAAAGCACAAGUUGGAGGACUCAAAAUGAGGUAUGCAUGAUUAUCAGUGUUACGCAACAUCCACGUGUUAAAUCGAAGAAUUUGAGCCAUGUGCCACUGAUGACCCCAUUUGCUACUCUUGAUCUGUUUGGAUGAUGAAUCUGCAACCACCAAUUGCAUGUUCUGAGGCACAGCACGUGGUUUGACGUAGCUGUUAAGAUGGCCUACUCUGUGGGAAUGCCAAUAUUCUGAACUUGAUGCCACGAAGCCAAUGGAAAUGAGUCAUGUGAUGAACUUUGACAAAAGUGUCUUUACAGAGCCUUCUGACCUCAUGCUAUGAUGGGAUGCUGGAGUCUCAAGUGUAGCUUGGCUGUUGAUCUAGGACCCGGUCGAUGCAGAACAAGGAUCUGGUGUGGCAAGAAGGAUGACUGAACUGCAGUGGAUACUGGCAUGAAGGAUUGGAACUAAUGUGGAGCUGUCCCUGUCAGGUGGCCAGUGGUUUCACAACUGCCAGUGUAGCUAAGACUUAGAAAUGAUGUCGGAGAUCAAGAGAUGCGAUGGGAGAUGUCCAUGAUUUCAGACUACAUUUUCAUCCUGUGAGAUUACUGGUUUCCACUAUCAAUAAAAUUUGAAGUUAUCCCUGUCUCGAUUAUAAUUUGUUUACAAACUAUUGGUCAAUGUCAUGGUAGUAGGUAAGAUCGUGUUUUAUUGGACAGCUUAGUGAUUGCAUAAUUUGAAUAUGAUUUAUUACAAUCGUUGGACUGCAGAUUGAGAGCUAGAUCAAAUAUAGUUUGAAAUUAACCGAGUCACUAGGGUUAGACUUAACGCCACAAAAAGACGGAAACGCACAUUCAAAAUAUAGGUGUAUUUUCAAGGAGAGUGAUAACUGAAAGUUGUGCCAAGGCGCAAACGUCGUAAUUCUGUUGCAGGGGUAGCAUUUUUGAAAUUGCAGCAAUAACUUCAGCAGUAGCAAGGUAAGUCAACGUUAGCUAAUUUGCUACUUAUCAUACAGUGGGCGGGCGUAUAAAGUAGACAAGGAAUUGACUAGCGCAUAAAGCACCCACGCUACCGGUGGCUAAACUGCCGUCGAUUCCAUUUAAUUUGAAGGCUUGGUGUUAGGAAUGAAGUCUUAGAUUUUACUGAGGUAACCAUAGCUAACCCAUUACUCUGGAUACAUUCCAUGUUACAUAGGCGUGAGUAGCUAGCUCAUUACAUACUGUAGAUUUCUCAUGGCGAUUAGCUUGCUGCUUUUGAAAUUGGGCUCCCGAGUGGCGCAGCGGUGCUAGAAGCCUCUGCAUAACCUGGUUCGGUUCCAGGCUUUCUCUCAACCGGCCGUGAUUGGGAGUCCCAUAGCGCGGCGCACAAUUGGCCCAGCGUCGUUAGGGGUAGGCCGUCAUUGACAAGAAUAACUGACUAUGCUGGUAAUGGACCAAACAGCUAGUUUAGCUAAUCACGCAAGGACGUAUGUUUGCUAGAACAUGGAUGAGCAGACUAAUAGCCUUUGCAUGAAUUAAUGUACUCUACAGUACUGCAUGUGUUCUCAACAGAGCUAGAACCGAAAUUAUUUGACAACCGUGUUGAACGGAGUCAUUCCCAGUCUGACAUUGGAAUUUUGAGUGACGUGCUGAGUUGAAUUUGGCCCAUGGGUGGUACUAUUUUCCGCCAAAAGUUUAGCCCCCCCCCCCAAAAAAGAAGAAUCAUAAGAUUUAAACACCAGGAAAUCGGCUCCCAAGUUAUUUUUAUUGCCAAAAUCUGUUAAAGUAUUCCCAUACGUAAGAGGUACCUGAUCGUAUACAAAUGAAAGCAAGGUUUGAAUGAUUAUAUAAGUCAAACAUCUGUUCAGUCUUCUUGCGGUCAAUUUGCAGUCUACAAAUUAUUUGUAAUUAAAUGUCGCCCCUUUUCUAUUUAGAUGUUCUCUUCACUAGGAUGGUGAUACAGGGGGGGAGUCCAGGCAGCCCAACAAAUCCGGUGAAACAAUUACAUUUACGCUGUGCUUUUUGGUUCGUCAACUUCACGUUUAAUUUUUCUAAGUAACGCUCGCAUUCUACACAUGGUGUAUUUUUUUGGUUGAGAGGUUAGGCAUGCUCGACAUGGCCUUCCAGGAUGCAAUCAAAGGGCCACUGUCUGAAGCAGUGGGAAGAUGCAACUGGCCAUGCCCGGUGGAGGAUCCUCUGAGUUGGCCCGCAUCAUUAGGAUUUAGCCGGAAGCAAGAGUGGUAGGAUAAGUGGUGUCUUUGCCGUGGACAAGUAGGUCGUCAUCUCGAUCGGUCUGGCAGUUUGUGUUACUUGCACAAAUGAGGAUGUUCGCAAUUGAAGCACUUAAGUGCAACAGAAAACAAUUUGGCAGAGGGGGUGAAAAAAAAAUACAUAUGAAACAUUAGGAUGAACGUUUGAAAUACCCUCUGAUCUUUCAUCUCAUUUCCUUUUAUGUUGUCAUGUGAAGGUGAAUGCAUGAGAUUAAGAGGAAGGCCCAAGAAAACAUGGCAGAGAACAUUGGAGACUGAGCACCAACAAAAACUAGCACAAUGGAGACUAUGUGGCUAAACACCUGUGUUGCCAGCUUCACUCGCAUGUUUGUGAAGGGUGGCAGAUUGGGUUUGUCCGUCAGCUUUGGUGACAUCCUGAUUGUGUGCCAUCUUGUAAAACAACACCAGAUGGUCCCAAAUUCUUUCAUCGUCUCUGAUCUGGUUGAGGGGGUGGAUUCAUGCAAUUUAUUCUGGUCCUCGAAAGACUUCUGCAGACUGAUGUCCCUACACCUGAUGUUUCUCAGCCACAUCUUCCACCUGAGUAAUUGCAAAAUACCUACGAGAGACCUGUGGGCAGGAUUUCCUCAGGACUACAUCCGUUUGCUGUCACAGUGGUAUUGCAGCCUGGGACAGUGCUGUGAAUCAGGGGAUUGCCGGAUAAUAAAUAAUAUUACAGGUUUGGCUAGUGAUCUACAGCUAAAGCUUCAUGGGCAGCACCUUGCUCAAUCAGUGGUUUUGAAAGCUGUGCAGGGCUUCAUCAGUAACCCUGAAUCCAAUAAGCCAUUGACCCUCUCCUUUCAUGGCUGGUCUGGCACCGGCAAGAACUUUGUGGCCCGGAUUGUAGCUGACAACAUGUACCGGGAUGGAGUGAAGAGCGAGUGUGUGCGUCUUUUCAUCGCCCCAUUCCACUUCCCCCAUGCCAGACUGGUGGACACGUACAAGGGCCAGCUCAGAGAAGCUAUCCGGGACAUGGUGCUUCGUUGCCCACAGACACUUUUCAUCUUUGAUGAGGCUGAGAAACUGCAUCCGGGCCUUAUAGAUGCCAUCAAGCCCUAUAUGGACCAUUAUGACAAUGUGGAUGGGGUCAGCUACAGGAGAGCUGUCUUCUUAUUCCUCAGUAAUAUUGGUGGGACAACCAUCAACGAUGUGGCCUUGGACUUUUGGCACUCAGGGCAGAACAGAGAGGACAUUGGGAUGGAGGACUUGGAACACCGGCUUCGUGCUGAAGCUAUGGAAUCUCAAGGAGGCUUUGCACAGAGUGAGCUGAUGUCAGGCCAUCUUAUUGACUUCUUUGUGCCCUUCCUACCUCUGGAGUACCGUCAUGUCAAGCUCUGUGCCCGUGAUGCCUAUGCAGCGCGGGGUCUGGAGCCAGACGAGGGAACACUGGACGAAGUGGCAAAGGCCAUGCUAUAUGUACCCAAGGAGGAGAGGCUGUUCUCUGCCCAAGGCUGCAAAUCCAUACCACAGAGGAUCAAUUUCUUCCUCCCCUAAACAGACUAAUGCAACCCAGAAAACACACAGUAUUUUAGCAAAAAGGGAAAAAUAAUGAUCUGAUGACAUAUUGAACAUUAUUGCAAUGUGGUAUGCCCACGCCUCACCCUACACUGCCAAGAAGCAAGCAUAGGGCAUCUGUCUCUUAAGAUUAUAUCUGAUAACCAAAUAAGAUAUUUUACUAGUGUUAAUUUUAAACUUUGAUUUUUUUUCCCUGCUCAUUAGACUACUUUUAUGCACUUAUUUUUUUUGUAAAUAUUUUUUUAUAUUUUUUUUUAGGUCAAGCUCAGGUCAACUCUGUAAUAUUUGCAUGUAUAUAUUUAUAGUGCAUUCGGAAAGUAUUCAGACCCCUUGACUUUUUCCACAUUUUGUUACAGCCUUAUUCUAAAAUGGAUUAAAUUGUCCCCCCCAUUAAUCUAUACACCAUAAUGACAAAGCAAAAUGUUUUUAUUCUUAUUUUAGCAAAAAAUAAACUGAAAUGACAUUUACAUAAGUAUUCAGACCCUUU
Molecule: messenger RNA, 4310 nt
Organism: Salmo salar (Atlantic salmon)
Lineage: Eukaryota; Metazoa; Chordata; Actinopteri; Salmoniformes; Salmonidae
Source: RefSeq, a predicted model, not a curated record